UAACAUAUAUUUCUCCAACUAUUGACAACUACUAAGUUUCUAUUAUUCCACUUUUCUUUCACUUCCACCUUCUUCUAGUCUCUCUCUCUUUCCAAUUUUUUAUCCACUAGUGUUAUUUGGUUCUUCUGCUGCUAAACAAGAGAAUGAGCUUCAAUCACAGAGAAAUUCCAGUUACUGAUGGAACAAUUACUAGGACUGGCUUGCAAAACAAUAGCAACAACCCUUAUGUUCAACUUUCUCCUGCUAAGACUUCUUCUGCUGCUGCCAACCGUUCUAAUCCCAUGGAUAAAAUAAAUGGUGCACUAAAUACUUGUGGUAAGAAGGUUGAAGAAGCAACUAAACAGGCUGAGAGCAUGGUUGGCAGUAUUUGGAACCAUGUGAGAAUGAGUUCUAAUCCAAUUGAUACUGCAAUGGCUAGAGUAGUUCAGGGAACAAAACUGAUUGCAAAUGGAGGUUCUGAUAAGCUAUUUCAGCAAACAUUUGGGAUUAUUCAAGGAGAGAAACUGCUGAAGCAACAUGUUUGUUACAUAUCAAAAAUCUCUGGCCCUGUGAUUGGAACACUUUAUAUAACAAACAAAAGAUUGGCAUUCUGCAGUGACUAUCCACUCUGUCACCAUCCAUUCUCCUUGCAGCAUCAAUGUAUCUACUAUAAGGUGGUAAUGCAGCUGGAUCAGUUGAGGGCAGUUAGUCCUUCAGCAAAUAUAUUUAACUCGAAAGAAAAAUACAUCGAGAUUGUGACAGUGGAUGGUUACGAGUUCUUUUUUAUGGGAUUUGUGUCAUAUGACAAGGCUCUCAAAACUCUGAAUGAGGUUCUACACCAAUAUGGCAACAGUUCUUCCACUGACAAGUUCAAUUGUCAAGUGUUUUAACAAACCUGAAAUUCUUGUGAAACAUUUUACUGUGUGCAUGGAGACACCCUUCAAAAGACAGAAGUUAAAUAAAUAUAAGGAAUGUAUUGUAGAUUUUUUAUUUCAGAAUAAAAAAUGCAUUUAAAUUUUCUAUGGAAACCAAAAAUAACUUUUGAAGUUUGGUCAUAAGUUACCUUAAGUUUGUUAGCUUUGUUUUCUCGGUAAUGAAAUCAAAAGUUUAUAUGUCAUUGUAUUAUUUGUAUAAUUUGUGUUUUCGCUGUAAUGAAAGCAUAAUUAGUGUUCAAACAA
Messenger RNA from Vicia villosa (hairy vetch), 1157 nucleotides. Its product is annotated as GEM-like protein 2. The coding region runs from base 144 to 869 and encodes 241 amino acids. The transcript is spliced from 4 exons. Lineage: Eukaryota; Viridiplantae; Streptophyta; Magnoliopsida; Fabales; Fabaceae. The record is from RefSeq and is a predicted model, not a curated record.